Dipodomys ordii (Ord's kangaroo rat) is the source of this 2560-nucleotide messenger RNA. It is a transcript of the gene Lysmd3, whose product is annotated as LysM, putative peptidoglycan-binding, domain containing 3. The coding region runs from base 189 to 1103 and encodes 304 amino acids. Gene Ontology annotation, cellular component: Golgi apparatus. The transcript has 3 exons. Gene Ontology annotation, biological process: Golgi organization. NCBI's taxonomy places the organism in Eukaryota, Metazoa, Chordata, Mammalia, Rodentia, Heteromyidae. The record is from RefSeq and is a predicted model, not a curated record.
UUGCGGACGUGGCGUCGGCGCACACCCCGGAAGCUGGGGACGUUGGCGGUCGCGGCCACCCCCGUGGUGGACCAGGACAGCCGGACGCUGGGGCUCAGCCAUGAAUUUGUCCCGGACAGCAGCGGCGGCCUCGAACCUGGUAUCCAUGUCUUUGCCGCGCCCCCCCUGCUAACGGAUCUGAUUUUAACAUGGCAGGAAGACAUCAGAAUCGUAUUUCUCUCCCAGCAGUUCAGUCAAGUGCUCAAGUACAUGCUUUUGGAAAUUGCAUAGACAGUGAUAUGCUAGACGAGGAUGCUGAAGUGUAUGAGCUUCGAUCCAGAGGAAAAGAGAAAGUUCGAAGAAGUACAUCAAGAGAUAGACUUGAUGACAUUAUUGUGUUAACAAAAGAUAUACAGGAAGGAGACACUUUAAAUGCCAUAGCCCUUCAGUACUGUUGCACAGUAGCAGAUAUAAAGAGAGUAAACAAUCUCAUCAGUGAUCAAGAUUUCUUUGCCCUUAGGUCUAUCAAAAUUCCAGUUAAGAAGUUUAGUUCAUUGACUGAAACAUUGUAUACUCCAAAAGGAAGACCGGCUUCCCGUCCUUAUGUUCAAUAUGCUCCUGAACCACAGGAAAUUUUGCCAGCUGAUUCUCUCUCUUCCAGUGACUCAGCUGGCAGCUUUUUAAAAGAAGUAGACCGAGACAUAGAACAAAUAGUGAAGUGUACAGACACCAAGAAAGAGAACCUUAAUGAGGUAGUAUCUGCUUUGACAGCACAACAAGUCCGUUUUGAACGCGAUAACAAAACCACACAACGCAAGGAUCCCUACUAUGGAGCGGAUUGGGGAAUAGGUUGGUGGACAGCUGUAGUGAUAAUGUUGAUAGUUGGUAUUAUAACACCAGUAUUUUACUUGCUGUACUAUGAAAUUUUAGCUAAAGUAGAUGUUAGUCAUCAUUCAACGGUGGACUCUUCUUCACAUUUGCAUUCUGCAGUCACACCUCCAUCACAGGAUAGGGAAAUGGAAAAUGUAAUUGUUCCAACCAAAAGAGUACAUAUUGACCAACAAGACGACCAUAAACUGUAUAGCCAAGAUUCUCAGUUGCCUGUUGCUCAACACAAAACAUAGCACUUAGCUCACAAUCACUGUGUUAAUGAUCACAUACAUCUGGAAUGUGUUGAAUUAGUUAUACCCAGUAACCACUUAAGAUGCAGAAUUUGGGGAGAUUGAGGUGCUUUUCUUACCUUCCUAAAACUUUUGAGCCAUUUAAAAGGACUGUGUUAUCAAAUCGCUACAGUUGAAAUUGCUUUUAGUGAGCAGGCAGUCCAUCUGUUAAUAAGAACUUAAAAUAUGAAUUUAAAUGUGUUUAGGAAAUUCUUGGAAUAUUGUAUCAGUUUCAUUACUCAAGACUACUUAUGUUUAAAUUUUAUCUUUUAAGUCAUUAUUUUGGAUUAAGUUUGUGUUAAAUUUGUGAAAUAUAAUGAUAGUCUCUGAUGUCUGCAGCUAAAGAAAAUUAUCUACUGUGACCCACCAAAAAAUUUAGUUGCCAAAACUAUGAUUCUAAAAUUAUUUGAUAGCAAGUAAAAACUCAUAUUUGAAAUUUUAAAAACAUACUUCUGUAGCAUAUGUACUAUGAAAUCAUAAAUAGAAACAAAUGGAAACAUAAUGUGUAAUUUAUGUAACAAGAAACUAGGACAUUGAUUAAAUAUUUUGAAGGCCCCAAAAUACUGUGCUGUGGUUGGCAGUUGCCAUUUGGAGAUAAGAACACUGGAAUAGGUAAGAUCUAAAAAUUUUUUGUCUCUUAAAAAAUGCUUUAAGACAGACUUUUUAACCUCAUCUGUUUCUGUUUUAAAAUGAUACUUGUCUCUGGUAUUUCAAAGUACUUUGUUAGUUCCUUGGUGAAAAGUGACAUACAUACACAGAUUAGCAUUCUUACAUACUGUGAUAAUGCCUUAAUUAUAUUUAAUGCCUUAUAUUAGUUUAUGUAAGUUUAUAACCACUUUAAAAUGAAAAAUAAGAGUAUAGAUGGUCCAACCAGAUUCAUAGGCGGUCAUUACAUAAAGCUGUGUAAAUUUAUCUCUACUUUCUCUUGAAAGCACAAGUUAAUGGGGUUUCUGCCUCUGGUGUCUGGCAGGAAAUAUUAACAUUUUUUCCCCUAAUAGUAUAAAACUGACGAAUAGACACGAGAGGUGUAAAGAUAGAAUGAAUGCUUCGUAGUUCUGUGGAUCAGCCACAGUCUGGUUAAAUAAGAAUUUGUAUACCGGUUCCCUCUUUUUUUAAUGUGUGUUUUUAAAAUAUAGCUAAAGUGAUUCAAAAUGAGAUUUGAUGAGUCUGGAUUGCCUGUUUUUGUAUAAUAAAGUAUACCUUAAGAUAUAUAAUGCCAUCUCAUUUUCUGGGCAUUAUAUCCUAACAUUUAAUGUUUCUCCCUUUUGAUCAGUCCUUUUAUAUCUCAACUGCCAAUUUUUAUACAGUUAUGUGCAUAAAUAUUUAUGGUAAUUAGGGUUUUAUAUACUUUCAAGAGGAAAGCCCGGGAAAGGAACAGGAGAAAGAAAUUACUUUUAAUAUCUGGUAUGUAUCAGAAAAUU